AUGGACAGGCUCUACCAAGAAACGAGCGCCCAAGUAAAUCAAGUCCACACCGCCCUCGCCCGUCUCGAGGUGGCCCGCGAUGAAAAUGAGGCCCAGUAUGAAAUGCAGUCGAUCAACGCGCAGCUCCGCGACAUCCAGGAGAACUACGACCGACUGCAAAUCUACGUCAGCAAGGAGCCGCCGCAACGCCGGCACGUGGCCAAGAUGAAGAUCGACCAGCUGUACUCGGAUUAUCAGAACUCGAGCCAGGCCGUGACGAACAUCUACACGAGAAUAUCGGCAAGAUGGAGGGCGGCCGCGCAGCGGGAAGAGCUCCUCCGACAGCGAGUCGACCGCACCAACGGCGGCGUCGCCCUCACCAUCAACGACCACGAGCUGAUGGUGCACGACCGGUUAGAACAUUCCAACCGUGGCGUCGACGACCUGAUCAACCAGGGCGCCGAGGUGCUGAACAACUUGCGCACGCAACACCUAAACCUACGCGGCGUUCGACGGAAAAUCUUCGAUAUCGGCGCGACGCUCGGGCUCUCGGACACGACGCUGCGGAUGAUUGACCGGCGUGUCCGCGAAGAUUGGCUCAUUUUUGUGGUGGCCUGUAAUACGACCUACUUCGCAAUGGCCUCCGGCGAUUCGAAUAACGCGCAAGAGAACGCGCCGAAGACGCUCGCCGACUACGAGGCAAUGUUCGCCGGACGCUACUCUAGUCAGGACCCGGACUACGCCAAGAUUGAAAGAGGAUUCGACCCGACGAUAUGCAUCCAUCCCUGGGGAUGGCAACAAGGUGGCGGCAAACGAUCAUGGGAGCCAAGCGGUCGUCCACCAGUCUUC
Mesorhabditis spiculigera is the source of this 828-nucleotide messenger RNA. The record is from the annotation of a GenBank genome assembly. Lineage: Eukaryota; Metazoa; Nematoda; Chromadorea; Rhabditida; Rhabditidae.